AGAGAAACACACACACACACACACACACACACACACAUCCUCACCCACGUCUCUGAGCUUUUCCACCAACUUUCUGCACAUUAAGCAGUUCAACACAGUCCCAGCUGUCAGGACAGACACCAGAAUGAGUAAAAACAGCAAAGUGUUGAACCUGAAGGAUCAGAUCAGUGGGAAUGAAGCAGACCUGAGCCUGUCCAACCUCACAGAGGUGCCAGUCAGAGAGCUGGCUUUAUUCACCAAAGCAACUGUUGUGGACUUGUCCUGCAACAACAUCACCUCCCUUCCUCCAGAGUUCUGCAACCUGACCCACCUGGUGAAGGUGGAUCUGAGUAAAAACCAGCUGACCUGUCUGCCAGAUGACCUCGGGAACCUGACCAGCCUUCAACAUCUGGACCUGUACAACAACAAGCUGACUGUCCUGCCUGUCAGCUUCUCUCAGCUCCGGAGUCUGAAGUGGUUGGAUCUGAAGGACAACCCGCUGGAGGCCGACCUGGCCAAGGCAGCAGGAGACUGUCUGGAUGAGAAACAGUGCAAACAGUGUGCCACCAAGGUUCUGCAGCACAUGAGAGGUCUCCAGGAUGAAGUUGAUCGUGCAAGAGAGAAACGCCUUUUGAGGGGAAAAGAGCUGGAGAGGAAGAGGGAGGUGAAGCAGAAGGAGCGGGAAGCCAGGGAGAAGGAGGUUCGUAAACGGGAGAAGGCGGAGGAGAAGGAGAAGAGGAGGAAGGAGUACAACGCUCAGAUGGCGGCCGUGGCUGCGCGGGAACAACAGAAGAAGAAGAGCGAGGAGAAGAAGAAAAAGAACGGACAGGCAGCAGAUAAAAAGGCUGUUGUGGAAUCAGCGCCUAAACCUCAACGUUCACUCAUUGGCCUGAUGUUCAAGCUCCUCCUCCUGCUGCUACUGGGAUUGGCAGGAGUCGCCGCGGCCUGCAAGAUGACCGACUUGCAGAAGGAAGCCAUGUGUGUGCCCGUCAACGUCGCCGUGGACGACGGCUUAUCCUGGGUCAAAGAGCAGGAGGGCGUGGUCAGACAACUGGUGCAAAAUCUGUCGUCUGCAGCAAAUGAGUUUCUUGAAUCUACACAAGCGUCUAAGAACUAAACUCUCAUCUACCGCCAUCAACUUCCAGAGCUGCAGGUUUUCACUCCCACCUGGGAUUUUUUUUUAAUAUGCAGAAAUCAUGAAUAUCAUUAAGAUGGGCAACCCUGCAUCCCCUCACCCUGUUUCUGGUGCUGGGAGCUGGAUAGUCUGUACAGAUAGACAAGGGGGAAUGGACAGAUGUGUUUAAAAUCUUUUUAAAUUCCUAUGGAAUUGUUGUCGCUUGUACCCUCUUUGUACUACAGUCUGUUUUUAAGAAAAAGACUCAUCGUCCUUAAUUUCUCCCCAUCAAACAUGUUUUGCGCUUUGACCAGGUUUGUGUUUCGGUGCAUUUCAUGAAGCGUGGGGUGUUUUUGAGAGAUGUUCAGGUCUGGUGGCCCUGUCUUUGCUGCACUGGAAUGUCAUGUCACAUGUUAACUGCCAGUCAGAGUUGUGCAUAAGCCGGUGUUAGAUGUGGCUGUCUGAGCAUGUGAAGUGAAGGCUGUAUGAAUGUAGACCUCAGUCGUUCGUGGCCUCCUCCCUCUUUAUAGUCUUAAAUCAGUCAAACCAGCACAAUCUCACAGCUUAUACACACACAUCUGGCAUGUAAACUAGAGCCCAACUGAUACAUGAGUGGAUCUUUAACAUAUCACAGAUAAAGGAGUAUCUUGUGAGUAAAGUGUCAGCUAACUUUCAGCAGUCCAGAAAUGCCAAAGAUAUGUUUGAGUUCAUUUAGAAACAGUGUUGUCAUUACAUUACAGCUCCCUGUAAUGAUGAAUUGAUUUACAAAUAUAGUUAUGUAUUAUUUUUCUUUCAACCGACAAAAUGGAUUAAUUGUCCAAUUGUUUCAGCUCAAAUUUAUGUUCAAAUUAUUUUUCUCAAAUAUUGAUAUCUGUAUUGGCUUCAAAGAUCCGGUAUCAGUCAGGCUCUAAUGUAAACCCUUCCCAGUGCACAAACUGUUUUAAAAGAGCAUCCCCCUUUUGCUAGAAUUACUGUCUACAUUACAGAUAUCCAUUUUAGAAAACAUGCUGUUGUGUUUGAGACCUUUUGGAUAUUGAUAUAACCUUCUUUCCCUGCACUCAUUGGUUUCCAUUCAUUUAUAUUCAGACUGAAAAAUAAUUAAAAACUCUGGUAACUUUCUAAAGAGGUGGAAGCCAUCACAGUCUGCAAUAAUUUGUGUUAAAGAAAAAUUACUGCAACAAGACAUUUCAACCCAAAUGUGCACUUUAGCGACUUUACCACAAAAAUAUUCUGAAACUUAAACACAAAUAUUAUCCAGACUUGUUGCUCACUGUGAUGGAUGAAUUUACACAUCUGUACCAAGUUUCAAGAGUCCGCAAAAAGAUUUUUAACUAGUACUACAAAGAGCCGCGCCUUGUGAAGGCCCACAACGGACAACAUGCCCUGAAGCCCCGCCCCCGCUACUCUACAGAGCGCUGUUCGCUUGUUUAUGCAAGGUUUAUUAAUAUUGAAGUGUUGCAUGUCCAAAUUGCACCAACUUCCACACUGCACGUCCUUUGGGUCCCCAGCAAUACACCCGCCAAGUGUGCGUAGAUCGGAUAGCGGCUCUGCAGUAAUACACAGACCGAGAGACAAAGUUUCCUCAUUUUAUAUUUGGAUACUGGACAGACAAAAUGGAAACCACUGGCUGCAUGGGGAAAAAACAAAAAACAGCAGCAAAAAUUAACAAAAAGGUUAUCUGUUAUGUGAUAUAGUAUAUAUGUUUAAUUAUUAAGGGUAUUUUACUUUGUAAAGACAGAAGCAUGAUCUUUUUUUAAAGAGUGCAGUGGUUACUGUAUUUAACUUCGCUCUUGCUCAAAUUCCCUAAAUCAUAUGGCGCAAUAAGGACCAAGUGCUGAUACUGAACUAGUGAUCCGACGUCUGACAUGCCUCUCUUUUGUUAUCUCUUAACUAAAAUAAUCAAAAACAAUUGGCAGAUUGUUUCUGUUCUUUCAGUUUAACUGAUCUUUUGAAAUGCAACUUUUUUUCAUUUGUCGGGGCUACCUUUGCUGCUGUGGUUCUUGUACAGCUUUGUCCAUGCUUUCAAACAUUGUCCACGUUAAUAAAUGGCUAUGCAC
Molecule: messenger RNA, 3150 nt
Organism: Anoplopoma fimbria (sablefish)
Lineage: Eukaryota; Metazoa; Chordata; Actinopteri; Perciformes; Anoplopomatidae
Gene: lrrc59
Product: leucine rich repeat containing 59
Exons: 8
Coding region: 125-1096 (323 amino acids)
Molecular function (GO): protein binding
Source: RefSeq, a predicted model, not a curated record